Molecule: messenger RNA, 2370 nt
Organism: Pieris macdunnoughi
Lineage: Eukaryota; Metazoa; Arthropoda; Insecta; Lepidoptera; Pieridae
Source: the annotation of a GenBank genome assembly
AUGGCAAUAACAAUAGAAAAUAUUCAUGAAAUUAAGAAAAAAUGUUUUAGAAGAGUUUUUGUGUCGACUGUGGAUGUGGAUGCUGUUCUCGGUCGCACAGCGUCUUUACCAUGUGACGUCACACCGGAUGCUACAGAAGAUCGCGUAUACAUGGUUUUGUGGUUUAGAAAGAGUGGCGGAAAACCAAUAUAUAGUUUCGACGUACGUGGAAGAUCCUUCAAUAAAGCACUGCAGUGGUCAGACCCUGGAGCCUUCGGUCCUCGAGCGUACUUCGCGACCGUGGCACGGCCUGCUUCUUUGACACUUAGCUCUGUGCAAUUGGAUGAUGAAGGCAUCUACAGAUGCAGAGUUGACUUCAAGAAUUCCCCUACUAGAAACUUCCAAAUACGGCUCACUGUUAUUGUGCCACCACAUCAGAUGUUACUUUACGAUAAGUCAGGUGCCGACGUAUCCGGCAUUGUUGGACCGCUGGAGGAAGGAUCAGCUCUUGUAUUGGUUUGCGAAGUACGCGGAGGUCGACCCGAGCCCGUAGUUACGUGGCUGGUAAAUGGCAAGCCAGAUCUUAAAUACAUCGGAGUGAAGACAGACACACACGUCAUAGUUAACCGGUUGGAAGCCCAACAACUAACUAGGGACAGUCUCAAUACGACCUACAAGUGUCGAGCUACGAACACUCAACUUGUACCGCCGCAAGAAAAGUCAGUGCGGUUAGAAAUGAACUUGGCUCCUCUAUCUGUGUCUCUACUGAAUCGGCCACAGCAGCUGCUGGCUGGUUCAGCAGUUACACUUCAGUGUGUCUCAGAAGGAAGUAGACCACCAGCUCUUAUCACAUGGUACAAGGAUAACAGAAUUUUUGAGAAAGAGAGGAUUGUUGAACGAGCUAACGAAACGUGGUCAGUUAGUUCCUUGGUCUUCCAUCCGGCGCCUAGUGACAAUGGAGUCACGGUAAAAUGUGUAGCUACGAACCUGAGACUUCCUGCAAAGGCAAUUGACGAUCAAUUUGAAUUAAACGUUGUAUAUAGUCCCUUGGUGACGUUGACUUUGGGCAGCACUCUGAACCCUCAUGAUAUAAAGGAGGAAGAUGAUGUCUACUUCGAAUGUAACGUUCGAGCCAAUCCAAAGGAAUAUAAGAUAUCUUGUAGUCGAUCGCUAGUCUUACAAAGGCUGACUCGACAAGAGGCAGGACUGUACUCAUGCAAGGCGACCAAUGCAAGGGGCGAAACAUCCAGCGAGGCAGUUCGACUAAGGGUGCAAUAUGCACCUGUGUGCGGAAUGGCCUCACCCCAAGUGAUUGGCGCUGCACUUGACGAGUCGUUGCAUGUGCAGUGCUCAGUGCACGCGGAUCCUGCCGACAUCACGUUUUUGUGGCAGUUCAAUAACAGUGGAGAGAGCUUUAACGUAUCACCUGCGAGAUAUGGUACAUUAAAUGGAAGCACAAGUGAGUUACGAUAUACACCAGCAAGUGAGAGAGACUAUGGAGCCCUCACCUGCAGAGGGACAAACGCGGUCGGACGACAACUUCAGCCUUGUAUCUUUCAAAUAGUGCCAGCUGCUCGUCCAGCUCCGCCUCGAAACUGUACAAUAAUCACGGGAAAUGACUCAAGUUGGGAGGAAUUCCAUAGAAAAGACAUCAUUGUCUACGUGGCUGUACGAUGUGUGACUGGGUAUGAUGGUGGACUACCCCAGCUCUUGAUUCUUGAAGCCUUCGAUUCGAUUACUGGAGUAACAAAAUUUAACGUUACAGCUAAUGAAACUGAUGGGGUGGCUGUUUUCCUGAUGCCUGCAGCAGUAUUAUGGUCCAGUGGAAGUUCCCUUCGGUUAACGGUUCACUCGCAAAACGAUAAAGGCGCUUCAGAACGAGUGGUUUUGCAGGCCCUUUCCUAUCAAGACCCAGAAAGGAGAACAGAUGGAAGUCAAAGUACAAUGGCUGGGGUGUCACGCGGUGCUUUUUUGGCAAUCGUCAUCACAGUACUAUUCUGCUCAAGCGUUGCCGUACUCGUUGGCUAUUUUCUUAGGAAACGAAGAAGCGGUACUGUCACAAAACAACAAACGCCAGAGCUUCAGCUUAAUGCAGCGGAUGGGCAAUAUGUUGUGGCUUACACAUUGAAGCCAGCAAAACAUACACAACCAGACAUUUUAAAUCCACCACCAGAUGGGAGCCCUCCAAUCGAGAGUGUAGAAGCUGUCAAAAAUGGCGCCCUCAAUAGUGACGAGUGGACCAGCGAGCGGAGCUCCAAUUCACAGGAACAACGAAAUUCGUUGGCGUCGCCCAAAAGUACGUCGAGCAAAGCAACAUUAAGUACAGCAACGUUGAGCAGAAGGGAACACUUAAUUGCGGAAGAAAUUCCGGGACCAGAGAGUUGUGUAUAA